Molecule: messenger RNA, 2406 nt
Organism: Lodderomyces theae
Lineage: Eukaryota; Fungi; Ascomycota; Pichiomycetes; Serinales; Debaryomycetaceae
Exons: 1
Coding region: 1-2406 (801 amino acids)
Source: RefSeq, a predicted model, not a curated record
AUGAGUGCAUCUUCCUGGUUCAGCUUUUGGUGGAGCAAGAAUGAUGAAAGCGAUCAAACAGAGCAAACCCCAAAUGCAGAAGAAACUGCAGGAAGAACUCUGCAGUCACGGCAAAGAAGUAGCAUGUUAUCAACUUCUAGCACAGCAGGAGGUUGGCUAAGUUGGAAAAAAGAACCUGUAAACCAAACAGCUUCAGAAGACGACCACGAGGAUGUUAAUGAAGAACAGGAUGAUGGAAAUGAUGAAGAGAUUGAGCCAAUAGACAACAACAACAGCAACAGCAAUAACAACAGCAACAGCAACAACAUCAACAACGACGAUGAUGACAUGGCCGAUGACAAUGGAGAUGAAAUAGAUGAUCAUGUGGCGGCGCCACGACGUGGUGGUCUAAACUGGUUCUGGAAUAGCACAUCAAAGAACAGUACAAAUGAAACAAAGAGAGAUGAAGUGGAGGAUGCAAAGAAAGAUGAUAAAAAAGAGGCUGAUUCGAUUGACAAAAAGGAUGAAAAGAAGGACAAGAUAAGCCAUGCCAGUUUUGAAACAAAUACGAUUUUAACCCCAUCUAUCCCCACUAAGCAAGAGCUCACUAAUGCAGCCAAAAAAGUACCCGACGAAGUACAACAAGAUGACGCUGUGUUGUACAAACCUCACGACAAAGCAGCUCAGUUUAACCAAAUCAACACUCACAAGAAUGAAAACUUGAAGGAGAAUGUCAUUGUCCCCAACUGGAAAAGAUGUCUUCCGGUUGUACAUGAAGGACACGUGUUCCAUAAUUCAUCAACCUCAAACCCUAACAACAGCAAUCAAACAAUUAGAACUGAUUUGAAAAACUGGAGACAGUUUUUGACACAGAUAUCAGCCAAGUUUGGUCUCACCACUGGUGCGGACACUGAGUUGCCACAAGAUACUAAGGCUGAGGACGAUGUGGGACUACUAUAUGAAAGGUCCUACAAACUCUAUGGCAAGUCCUUGGCAGUGUUGCCCCAGCAUAAACGUGCUUGUCUUCCAAACUACAACAAGUAUUAUCAAAACACUGACGACCCUGUUUCUCAAUAUCAAGAAGACCAAGAUGAUCCAAAUGCAAUUACCAUCUCUAAUGAUGCCAUGGGUAACCUCUUGAUCAACAACAAGGCUAGAAGAAGGGGCACAGUAAACACCGAGGUGGUCAAUCACAAAUCGGGUCCUUUGAAAAAAGUUCAAAAUAUAUUAAUUAUUGGUGUACACGGAUUCUUUCCUACUCGAAUGAUACGGCCCAUAAUCGGUGCUCCCAAGGGUACGUCUUUAAAAUUCGCCAAUGAAGCAGAAAAAGCAGUUAUACGUUACUGCGUUGACAACAAUCUCAUAGAUGACGACAAGUCUAAUGUCAGUAUUCAAAAGAUUGCCUUGGAAAAAGAAGGUAAAAUCUUUGAUCGAGUUCACUUUUUUACUGAGAUUUUACAAAAAUGGGAAAAGGAACUCAAUAAUGCCGAUUUUAUAUUCAUUGCUUCACAUUCUCAAGGAUGUGUUGUUUCGAUAAUUUUACUUGCGAGGUUGAUUCGAAUGGGCAUUUUAAAGGACCCGAUAAACAAGCGUAUUGGUUUACUAGGCAUGGCUGGUAUCAACAAUGGACCUUUUUAUGGGGCCGACAAGUCGUUUUUCAUGAAGGCUUAUUCUGCAAUUGAGCAUGAAUCGUUGAAUGAAUUGUUUGAAUUGACAAAGUUUGAUAGUUCUCAAUCUGUGGUUUACAAAGAAUCGAUACGAACAAUUAUCAAUGUCAAUGUCAAAAUCUGCUUCAUUGGAUCCAUUAAUGAUCAGCUAGUUCCCAUGUACUCGGCAUUGGCAUCGCAUGUAUUCCACCCAAACAUUUAUCGUGCUUGUUAUAUCGAUUACACAUCUUCAACACCAACAUUUAUUGAGAAGCUAGUUUCCAUUUGUUCAAAUCUUUUGAAUUUGGGAUUUUUCGACAACAAUGUCGUUAAAGAAUUGAGCACGUCCUUGGCUGGACCAUUAACAGGAGGCGGUCAUUCUAAAAUUUACAAUGAUGGUAAGGUGUACGAUUUGGGGAUUAAAUUUUUUUUGGACACUGAUGAUAUUGUUAUCCCGCAUGAUGGAAAGAUAGAUUAUGAUGAUUUCGAUAAUAGUGAAUUACCAGUGUCGAAUCAAGUUUACAUUAAAGAGUUCAAUGUUGGCAAAAUCGGCACCAAUCCAUUCAUCUUGCCUUGGUGCUUACGUGGGUUGUUGUUUAAUAUUGAAAAAAAUUGGCCCACAAGGGACUACGAGAUUGAUGGGUUGAAGGAGACGAGUUUGACCAAUGGUUUCACUGAGGUGCAUGAGUUGUAUGAUGCGUUUGAACAAUGGAGACCUACGGUGAAAAUACAGAAGGAUUUAAAGUUUAGAUUGAAUGGGUUUAGAGCUAGUAAGUUAUAA